CUCUUCCUCCUCCUCUUUCUCUGCUCUAAAUGUGGCUCUUUCGGAUUCCCGUCCAAAUGUUUUCCAUAUUAGUUCAGCGCGUCUGGUUUAGCACAGAGUCAGCGCACGCGCGGGGCGGGUGCGCGCGGGGAGGGGCACAGACAGAAGUGCUGGUCCCAGUGAAAGUGUGAGAGGGCACAGGGCACAGGGCACUGGGCACAGGGCACUGGGCACCGGGCCGGGGGCACAGAGGGUCAUCGGACAUGGAGAAGUUAAAGAUGCGUGAGGAGAGUCCGGAGCCGGAGCGCGGAGGAUGUCGCCACACGUGCCGCUUCCCGCUGCUCCUCGCGCCGCUCCAGCUGCUCCUGGGCGUCGCUGUCGCCGUCGUGGCUUUCCUCACGUUGUCCAUCACGUCGUCCCUGUUGGCCCGGGAGACGCCGCACUGGGCCGGGAUCAUCCUCUGUGUUGUUUCCAUCGUGGGUCUGGUCCUUUACUGCGUCACCUCCCGUCCAGACGAACGCUCCUUCCUCCAGUACAGCGUCAAACUCUUGUACUUCAUCCUGUGCUCCGUCGGUCUGGUCGUCUCGGUCCUGGUGGUGGCGUUCGCCGGGCAUCACUACACUCAGGCGACGGGCUUCUCGUGUGAGCGCGCGGGGCCCGACUGCGUCUGCACCACGGAGCCCCAGGACCCCAUCGGCCGAACCUUCACCUACCGGGACGUGGACGACUGCGGGUACCUGACCGCGGACCUGCCCAUGUUCUUCCUGGUCCAGAUCCUCCUGAACCUGGCCCAGGCUCUGGUCUGCGCCGCCGCCUGCUUCAUCAUGUGGAAGAGGAGAUACCAGGUGUUCUUCUCCGGGCUGCAGAUCUCCUCCUGGCAGAAGGUCUGAAAGAAAAACAGAAAGAGAAAGAAAAAGAGAAAGAGACAGUCGAUGGAAAAAGUCUGUUCAUAUUAUCUUUAAGUUUCAGAAUGAUGAAAAUUAUGAUCGUUGCCGUAGCGAUUAACAAUAUUGGAUUCAAAACGGUUUAGGAUCUUGUUGAUACUUUGCGUAAAUGUGUGUCCAAUUUCGAACUUCCCGUCAUCGAGCAAUCCAAACUGGGAAGGGUUUUCCGAAAAAAGUGAGCAUCAAACCUCCGUGUUUGUUUUCCCAGUGGGAUGUGGGUUUGUCAAAGUCGUUCUUUUCAAGUUUUUUUGAACCAGGCGUCUCCAACCGCUGGGCCGGGGAACAGUACCGAGCUGCAAAAACGUGAACACCCCC
Messenger RNA from Boleophthalmus pectinirostris (great blue-spotted mudskipper), 1238 nucleotides. RefSeq names its product sarcospan (Kras oncogene-associated gene) (gene sspn). The coding region runs from base 243 to 869 and encodes 208 amino acids. The record is from RefSeq and is a predicted model, not a curated record. The transcript has 3 exons. Gene Ontology annotation, cellular component: dystrophin-associated glycoprotein complex; sarcolemma. NCBI's taxonomy places the organism in Eukaryota, Metazoa, Chordata, Actinopteri, Gobiiformes, Gobiidae.